This is a messenger RNA of Penicillium expansum, 765 nucleotides long. Its product is annotated as putative allergen. The transcript has a single exon. The record is from RefSeq and is a predicted model, not a curated record. Gene Ontology annotation, molecular function: IgE binding. Bases 1 to 765 code for a protein of 254 amino acids. Lineage: Eukaryota; Fungi; Ascomycota; Eurotiomycetes; Eurotiales; Aspergillaceae. Gene Ontology annotation, cellular component: extracellular region.
AUGCAAUUCGCCAAGUCCCUCAUGCUGCUCGCAGCCCUCACCACCGGCACCCUGGCCAGACCCGCCAUCGAGCGCCGCCAGGCCACCGCAACCUCGGCCGCCAGCGGCAGUAGCUGGACCGCCACACCCUCUAGCGGCUCAUACUCUACCGCUGGAUUCGGCAGCUCUACCAGCUCAUCAGGCUCAGGCGCAACAUACGAAGGCAACGUGGGCAAUCCCUACGGCAGCAACAUCAUCGCCGUUGACGCCUCGUCCGCCAGCAACUACAAGUACGUGGCGCAGUUCACUGGCUCGAACACCGAGGACUGGACCGUUGCCAUCUUCAACAAGUACGGCCCUGAUGGCGGAAUGACAGGCUGGUACGGUAACGCCUGUAACACUUUCACUCUUGCCGCCGGCGAGACCAAGUACAUUGCCUUCGAUGAGGACUCCAAUGGUGGCUGGGCCGCCGCCGCCGGAUCCACCAUCCCCACCGAUACCCUGGGUGGCUACGCUUCCACCUGGGGCGAGUUCGACUUCGGUUCCACCACCAACAAUGGCUGGUCUGGCUUCGAUGUGUCGGUUAUUGCUGCGCAGAAUGCCGGCAUGUCCAUCUCUGGUAUGCAGAUCUGUGAUGCCCUUGGCUCUGUUUGCUCUUCUGUCACCCAGGAUGCCGCUACGGUCAACAACGCUUACACCUCCGCUGAGACUGAUGUCGGUGGCAUUGGUGGCAACUUGUCCUCUGGCCCCGUUCGUCUGGCUGUUACUAUUGAUUACAGCGGAUAA